AUGCCUCACUCUUGUAGUGUGUGGUCAUCCCUGCAGAGACGCCUCACUCCAGCAGUGCAGGCCUUUGGGCUUCUGGCCCCCAUGUUCCAGAUUAUCUGUCAAGAAGAGAGCCAAGUGAUAGGGACAGGCAACCUGCAGUCCACCAUGCUGGAAGGGCAUGGCAUGAAUCCACCAGACCUAGACCUCUCCGCCAUCGACGACAAAAUCUUGUCCAGGAAGGAUUCCCAGCUAGACAGGGAAAUGACAGGCAAAGCCAAGUCCAUGCUCUUUGCCAGCUGUGACAAAAAAAGAAUCCUUCGAAAGAAGAGACGGGAUCUGCAGGAGACCAUGGACAUGAUGGAGUCACAGACACUGCUGAUGACCCUGCUGUCUGUGAAGAUGGAGAACAACCUGGCUCUGCUGGAGGAGAAGGCAGAGAAAGACUUGGCAUCCAUAUGCCAUGAGAAGGAGAGGCUGCAGAGGCAGGCACUGGAGCUGCGGUGCCAGAUGCUUCUCCGACAGAAACAUCAGGAGUUGGCUGCCACCCUUGAUGCCCAGAUUGAGGAGCUGAGUCCUCUUCAGCCUGUGUUAGAGCGUUUCAAAGAGGAAUACAAGACACUGGGCAGAGCCUUGGACACCACACGACAUGAGCUGCCCUUGCAGGCUGUCCACAUGGAAGGAAGUGGGCAGGAGCUCCUAGGUAGGCAUUUCCAUGGCAGGGAGGAGUCCCAAGGCCCACAUGUGACAUCCUAGGUGCCUCAGCUCUGGUGUAGUAUCAGAACCCAUGUCCUCACCAGUGUGGGUAAAACAUGGGCAGCUGAGUAAGAGAUUCUGUUCCGGGGAUGCUGACCUCACAGCUGCAUGGCACUGGGGGGAAGGGGUUCCUGAAAUGGUCCUACCAGUGGGGUAAGAUGUUGGUGAGGAGGUCACUGGUAGACCAGUGCUACAUGCACUGGUGAUUCUCUGGAGCAGCCCACUCCAGGGGGAUGGUUUAUCUGCAUAGGCUCUGCUUACUGCUCUCUUACCCUCAUGUCUAGUGGUUGCUUUCAGGACCCCUAAGGACAACUGAAGCUAUGGACCCUCAAGUUUCUCCUAGAAAUAG
Messenger RNA from Mastomys coucha (southern multimammate mouse), 1081 nucleotides. RefSeq names its product HAUS augmin like complex subunit 8 (gene Haus8). Bases 1 to 732 code for a protein of 243 amino acids. The record is from RefSeq and is a predicted model, not a curated record. The transcript is spliced from 6 exons. NCBI's taxonomy places the organism in Eukaryota, Metazoa, Chordata, Mammalia, Rodentia, Muridae.